Molecule: messenger RNA, 828 nt
Organism: Stegodyphus dumicola
Lineage: Eukaryota; Metazoa; Arthropoda; Arachnida; Araneae; Eresidae
Source: RefSeq, a predicted model, not a curated record
UGAAAAGAGUUGCGAAAAAAAAACGCGUAAUUUGCUGUUGACCCAACUGACCGGCUUCUCUCUGUUGGGUGCUCUAUAAAGUAAAACGCAUGUCAUUUCACCGCAGUUACUCUUUUAGUUCCAUCCAUUUAAAGACAGAUGUGAUGUCGUUUCUCAUAGGUUUACAGGUAUUCGUUACAAUACUGACUUGUGUUUUGGCCACCAAUGCCACCGGAGCUGAAAAAAGGGAAUCGUUUCUAAAGUUUUCUAGACAGCCACAUUUAUCUGGAAGUAAAGUCCUUCCCGGCCUGGAGUCAGUUAUGAGCGUCAUGGGUCCUCUUGCCUUAGCCGCCAUGGUGUCGUUACCUUUUGUGGCUCCCGCUGCUGCUGCUUUACUGCCCUUGGCUUCUAUGACUUCGGUUUUUGGCAGACGAAGAAGAUAUCUGGACAGUCUCAGGCAAAAUCCUCUCCCAGAUUCAGAGGUUCUCAUGCGGAGGAUUCACGCAGCGGCCAUUCGAAGGAACGCCUAUUGAUUCACUCGUCAUCUCAUGAACAAUUUCGCUCAUAAGUACAAUGAUAAUCAAGAUCACAUUCUGCCAUAAAAAUAAUUUUGAAUUUAUUCUCAUAAUGGAAGUGCAAUAAAUACCUAAGGAUCUGAAUUAUUUCUUUAAUAAUGCAAAAAUUGUGUAUUGUUACCUGAGAAACUGUUAAUAAAGGUAGUAAUGAUCACGGUGAAUUUCAUGGAAAUGAAAGAUUAGUUUUUGUUAAAUUAUUUUUGAACCGAUGUUUAUCUGAUUAAUCAUAUUUAUGCAGGUAUGAACAACUGUCCGACAAAUAAAUGAUGAUGAA